Punctularia strigosozonata HHB-11173 SS5 is the source of this 1500-nucleotide messenger RNA. RefSeq lists its product as uncharacterized. The record is from RefSeq and is a predicted model, not a curated record. Bases 1 to 1500 code for a protein of 499 amino acids. The transcript is spliced from 5 exons. Lineage: Eukaryota; Fungi; Basidiomycota; Agaricomycetes; Corticiales; Punctulariaceae.
AUGCCCGUCAGCGACUUGCGAGGGACUCAGCCGACCGCGUCAGCGAUGUCCAGCGCAACACCUAUAUAUACCACACAGAUGACUGCAUCGGAAAUGCAGCGCCCGCCAAGCGAGAACAGUUCGAGCAAGCGGAGACACGCAGACAUGGUCCAACGAAACGCAGCACCGGUUAGCGCGACGACGACAGCAACGGCGACGGCUGACUCGGUGAGACCGUCUGGCGAGGGCGUGCGCGAGGGGAAACCUCAGCGUCGCCCUAGAGAACAGGAGUCGACCACUCAGACCACACAUCCAGCGGAUGAAGGGGUUGCGCCUCCGAUUAAGGACGACCCGAAUCAAAGCGAAACACACACGCUUCGUGAUCAGCUUGCAAAAGCCGAGGAGAAAUUACGGCAGUCCGACCACGCACUCGAAACGAGUCAGAAGAACGCCGCCAGGUUCCAGCGCACGGCAGAGGACGCACACCGGGAUUUGACGGCAGCUAGUAAAAGGAACGCGGAGCUGGAGUAUGCAUAUGAGCAACUCAACAGAGCUCUCGACCGUACGAAACAGGACCUGCAGGUAGCACGAGGGGAGGUUGACCACGCACGGAGAAAACAGCAGGCCCUCGAAGCAGAACUCUCGCAAAAGGAAUCCCUCCUUCGUUCUCGAACGGCAGAGUUGCGUUCAGCGGAAGCCUUCCUGACAACCGCGGCACCCGUGUCCGAGGACGAGGUGGUUCAGCAGGUGAAGGACCUCAACGCGGCAGUGCACGCUGCAGCAAACAGCAUGGUCGAGUCUUGGAGAUACGAACACCGGCCGCUUGAUCAAUCUUCACAUCCAAUCGCGGAACGGGUCGCGAGCCACUUGGGAGCGGACAUGGUACACAAAUUGAUCAACCUCGACCACUCGCAGGAUCCUACGGUUGUACAAUUGGCUCUGCAAGCAAUCUUGUUCGAUAUGUUGGAUUUCCUAAGUCGAGUUUGGCGUGCUGGUGCGGAAGAUCAAUAUGACCAUAUCUGCGGGCAGAUACAUCGAGGGUUGUAUCGCACUCAGCCGCAAGCGCUGUCUGGAAGAUGGCGCAGCCUCACGCACGAGCACAUCCGACAGGCCCGGUCCGAGCAGGAUACAGCAAAGAUCCUGGAUGUCGCCUCAGAGGGGGCAUGGACGAAGAUGACGGACGUUCUGGAGAUCUCCGGGGCCAUCCACCGUCCCGAGAGUCACAGGUUAGCCAUAGGGAAGAUACGUUCACUGGCAGACCUUGCCAUGGAUCUAGGGACCGUCUUCUCGGAGCGGAUGAUCGCAUGCGACUUCACACUCGUGAAUCCGAAGCCAGCCGAGUCGUUCGCCCCUACUCAUAUGGAUGCAAGCGGUGCAUCGGAGGGUGCUAUUUUAUGCACCAAUACGCUCGGCCUAAUUAAGACCAUUAACGUCGGGAAGUUAGGGGAGAAAAUCACGCGGAAGCAUGUACAGGCGUACCAAUUCUUGAAACCGCAGGUAGUACUUGUAUCGCAGGUCUAA